UCAUCAUGGCGUUUGAGCCUUUCCAACUGAGCGAGGUGCUGGCCAUUGCCAAAGUCCACCCCUUCUACGUUGACGAGAUUCAAUAUCCUCCCGACCAAAAGGAAACUCAAGUGCUGAGAGAAAAGGCGAAGAAUGAGGAAGAAACAGCAAAUGGUGGCUUGUCUUCACGGCCCAUCAUCUGGAAGAAGGAUCUCUACAACACCAUUCAGCGUCUCGUCAACGAUACUGAUCCUGAAAAUACAUAUCGUCAGAGCGUGUAUGCGAGUAUCACUGGUGGCGGAUUUGGUUCGAAGCCACUGUUCUUUGGGACGGAUGUGUACGAGAAUCGCAAGCAUAGGGCACAUUUCGGGCGGUUUCUCAGAACUAUUGGGGUCCUCGAACCCGGAGAUUGGGCGUUGACGACUCAUUGCGCCGGCGAGCUCUACAGAUCUCUGGACCUCAUGCUUGAGAUCAUGGAAAACGCCGGAGCCUCGGUUCUCAGCGCUGGCAACUUUAUGCCUCCCCACGAAGUUGCCAAACUGCUGGCCAAGUACCACAUCAAUGUCUUUGCUGGAGACAGCAGCCAGGUCGUCCAGAUGGUGCACCACAUCUCGACUCUCCCCGAGGAGGAGCGCGCUCUCAUCAAGCUCGACAAGAUCAUCUACACCUCCGAGGUGCUCACUUCUGCCCAACGAGCACACAUCAAGGAGACGCUCAAGUCUGUCAAGAUUUACUCCAUCUUGGGCAGUGCAGAGGCAGGUCCGUGGGCGGCGAGCAGCCCUGAUAUCACCGGACGAGUGAGCACGACGAGCGAAGAGGACCUGAUUUUCGAUACGAGGGCUAUGCUGCUCGAGGUCUUUCCGUCGUCGCUUGCCCCGGGCGAUGAGAAUGCCAAGCCGCUGCCCGAGGGAGAGUCGGGCAUGGUUGUGCAGACGUCGCUUUCUCGUCUGCGCAAUCCGCUGGUGAGAUAUGUCACGGGCGAUAUUGGAUCGGUUCAUCCUCUGCCUGAUUCUUCCCGGGACAAGAUUCCCGCAGAGGACUGGCCGCAUCUUCGCAUUCUUCGACUUCAGGGUCGUGAUAGAAGGGUCAGCUUUGAUUGGGAUGGGGAGUAUAUCCAGUUUGAAGACAUGGCCGCCUUGCUGAACAAUGAAGAGUGUGGCAUCUUGCAGUGGCAGAUUAUCCUCGACAAGCUGGAGCCUUCACUGGAGUCGUGUCUAGAGGUCCGACUGAUGUGCUCUCCGAGGACGUCGCGGGUGCUUUCGCUUGAGGCGCUUGUUGAUCGGAUCAAGGGGUUCUUGCAUGUCAUUUCGACGAAUGAGUAUCGCUUCAAGGCGACUUUUGUUGAUGAGUUGGAUGGCUUUGUGAGAAGCACCACGGGGCGGAAGGUGAUCAAGUUUGUCAACCGUUACAACUAAUUGUCUUUAUCUUGAUCAAGA
This is a messenger RNA of Trichoderma reesei QM6a, 1415 nucleotides long. RefSeq lists its product as uncharacterized. The record is from RefSeq and is a predicted model, not a curated record. The coding region runs from base 6 to 1394 and encodes 462 amino acids. NCBI's taxonomy places the organism in Eukaryota, Fungi, Ascomycota, Sordariomycetes, Hypocreales, Hypocreaceae. The transcript has 3 exons.